Knipowitschia caucasica is the source of this 2445-nucleotide messenger RNA. NCBI's taxonomy places the organism in Eukaryota, Metazoa, Chordata, Actinopteri, Gobiiformes, Gobiidae. The record is from the annotation of a GenBank genome assembly.
AUGAGUGACGUGGUGGCCGAGGAAGGUGAUGGACUCUUUAAGACGCUCAAACAGCAAACGGAGGUGCGUAAGGUGGACCUCUGCCGACGCCCUGGCUACCAGGAUGUCAUCAAGGUGGUUCUGUCCCACCCGGGCCUCACGUCUCUGAUAGCGCACAUACGAGUGGGUCGCAUGCAGGUGGCGCUAGAGUCCAAGAGCUCUGUCCUGCCAACUGUCAUCUGUGGUGAUGGCGUUUGUGAGGACUCUGAGCGCUGCCGCACCUGUCCUGCGGACUGUGGGGAGUGUCCCAUGAGCGUAGGCACCAAAGUGAGCAUCUCUCUGUUGCUGGGGACCCUGUGCACCUGCUGCACGCUGCUCUGCACUUGGCUUUGGUAUCAGAAACAAAAGCUUCUUUGGGACGAGAGUUGGAUUAUCGACUUCUCCAAAAUUGAACAAGAACAGCAUGGGCGUAUGACCAUGGGCAGUGGGCUCUCUGCUCCGCUCAUGAACAGUGAGAGUAACAGCAGCUGUAUGACAGCUCUGAGCUCAUGCACCGGCGGAAAGAGGAGCACCUUCACACGCACUGGAAUCUAUGAUGGCCGAACUGUGGCGAUAAAGAAAAUCCACACCAAGACGUUCUCUUUGUCCAAAACCAUCAGACAGGAAGUGAAGCAAGUCAGGGAGCUGGACCAUCCAAACCUGUGUAAGUUCAUUGGAGGCUGUCUGGAGGCUCCGAACGUGGCCAUUGUGACGGAGUACUGCCCCAAAGGCAGUCUGAACGACGUUCUGCUCAAUGACGAGAUCCCCCUUAACUGGGGCUUCAGGUUUUCGUUUGCGAUGGACAUUGCCAGAGGAAUGUCAUACCUGCAUCAGCAUCGGCUCUGCCACGGACGCCUCAAAUCCCAUAACUGCGUGUUGGAUGACCGCUGGGUCUGCAAAAUCACAGGUGACAUCAGCUUUCCAUACCACCGUAAGUACCACCGUAAGUACCACCGUAAGUACCCCUGUAAGUACCACCGUAAGUACCACCGUAAGUACCACCGUAAGUACCACCGUAAGUACCACCGUAAGUACCACUGUAAGUACCACCGUAAGUACCACCGUAAGUACCACCGUAAGUACCACCGUAAGUACCACCGUAAGUACCACCGUAAGUACCACCAUUUUGGUCUGGCCACAUUCCGGCGUGACGAAACAGCAGAGCCAGUGUCCUUCUACCAACAGAGACUGAUGGAAGUUUAUUUACCACCCGAGUUCCAGAGCUCGAGUCUGGAGCCCACUCAGCCCGGAGACGUCUUCUGCUAUUCCAUCAUUUUGUUGGAGAUUGCAACUCGCAGUGAUCCAGUCCCAGCUGAAGAGUCGAACCUGGAGACAUCCUGGUGUCUUCCGCUGCCUGAACUGAUCCGGAGCAAGACUGACAACUGCCCCUGUCCCUCCGACUAUGUGGAGCUGAUACGCAGAUGUCGAUCGAACAACCCGGGGCAGAGACCCACAUUUGAGCAGAUCAAGAAGUUUGUGCAUCGCAUCAACCCGAUCAAAGGAAGCCCUGUGGACAUGAUGAUGAACCUAAUGGAGAAGUACAGUAAACACCUGGAGGUCCUGGUUGCCGAGCGAACACAGGAUCUGAUGCACGAGAAGCAAAAGACCGACCGCAUCCUCUAUAGCAUGCUCCCGAGGCAAGUGGCUGAUGACCUACGGCAGGGAGUGACCACUCAGGCUCAGAGCUAUGCCAGCGCCACCGUAUUUUUCAGCGACAUUGUGGGCUUCACGCAGCUCUCCAGCAGCAGCACUCCGUAUCAGGUGGUGGAUCUGCUCAACAAACUCUACACCACAUUUGACGAGAUCAUCGACAACCAUGAUGUUUACAAAGUGGAGACGAUCGGAGACGCGUGGCAGGAGAAGAUCUGGACUUUAAAUGCCAUUUCUAGUGACAUGGUGGUGUCAGGAGUUCCCAAAGAGAACGGAAUCCUACAUGCCUCGGAGAUCGCCAGUAUGAGCCUGGAUCUGGUGUCUGUGUGUAAGAGCUUCAGGAUCCCACACAAACCCACAAUGCAGCUGCAGAUCAGAGCGGGUAUACACUCAGGUCCAGUGGUGGCUGGAAUUGUUGGAACCAAAAUGCCUCGUUACUGCUUGUUUGGAGACACAGUGAACACAGCGUCUCGGAUGGAGUCCACCAGCCUCGCGUUGAAGAUCCAGUGCAGCUCCAGUGCUUUCUUUCUGCUGGAGGAGGUGGGAGGAUACACGCUGCACUGCAGAGGGACUCUGCAGGUCAAGGGAAAAGGCGACAUGGUGACAUACUGGCUCGAAGGAAAGAAGACAAAUUUGGUCAAGAAGGAAGUGACCGCCGAAGCCAAAGCAAUCAAACUGGUCACUAUGGAUUCUGGGGUGGUUACUACAGAUACAGAGGCAGAGAGGUACUGCUCGCUACCGGGAAUGCUCAACCAGGACCUGGUCAUCAUGGAAUAA